Oncorhynchus kisutch (coho salmon) is the source of this 7058-nucleotide messenger RNA. Its product is annotated as SRC kinase signaling inhibitor 1. The transcript has 18 exons. Gene Ontology annotation, cellular component: postsynaptic density; cytoplasm; actin cytoskeleton. Lineage: Eukaryota; Metazoa; Chordata; Actinopteri; Salmoniformes; Salmonidae. Gene Ontology annotation, biological process: regulation of dendritic spine morphogenesis. Bases 227 to 3865 code for a protein of 1212 amino acids. The record is from RefSeq and is a predicted model, not a curated record.
CCACCUCUCUCCCCCGUCUCAUCAACGGACAACCGGCAUACACGGUGAGGCGUCUCCUGAAGGUUCGACCUCGGGCAGGGGAUUCCAAUACCUGGUUGACUGGGAGGGUUAUGGCCCGGAGGAGAGGUGCUGAGUUCCCGCUAGGGACAUCCUGGACCUAGGCCUCAUCGCUGAGUUCCAACGCCGGCACCCAGGUCAACCAGGUCGGGAGAGAAGAAAGGGUCACAUGAUCUCCACUGGGGAUGCAGAGUUCCCGUGUGAGUACCACACCCUGGGCCACGGCGGCACGCGCUGUUUCCCUCACAACAACAACAACAACGGCGGGCUGGCGCCAACCUCUGGGAACCGCCAACGCCACAACACCCUCGCUGCCAAGAGCCUGGAGGCCCUUACGAACCUUCACAAGGCUGACAUAAAGCGCCAGCACGAAGCCUUUAUGGACCUCCAGAAAAAUCAGAAGUAUCCGGCCAGCCCCUGUAUGUCUCAGGGCCAGAGAUCACCUAACUUUGGCCGCCAACAGCAGCAACAGCCAAACUACUGGAGCUUCAAGGCCCGUACCCCUCGUGUGAUCCGACGCAACCCCGACCAGCCGGCUCUAGCCGACCAGGCCAGCAGGGUGUCCUUUGCCUCGGCUGAGAGUCUGGAAACCAUGUCUGAGGCCGACGUUCCCCUCGGGUUCAACCGCAUGAACCGCCUCCGCCAGAGCCUCCCCCUGGCACGCUCAUCCAGCCAGGCCAAGCUCCGUGCGCCAGGCAUUCUCUUCCUCCAGCUGGGCGAGGAGACGAGGCGGGUGCACCUGACCCACGAGCUGACCAGUCUGGAGACCCUGAGAGCCCUCAUUGUCCACAUGUUUCCCCAGAGGCUGACCAUGGCAAUGCUAAGGUGCCCCAGCACAGCCCUGCUGAUUAAGGAUGAGGCCCGUAACGUAUUCUAUGAGCUGGAGGACCCACGAGACGUACAGGACCGCUGUGUCAUCAAGAUCUACUGUAAGGAGCCUGUCUACGGCACCUACCCCGGACACCACAACCCACAUCUGGCCAACGGAGACCUCCGGAGGGAGAUGGUGUACACGCCCCAGCAGGAUUCUCCGUCCAACCGUCGCCUCAGCAAUGCCCCCGCCUCCUCCUCCGCCUCGACCCCCUCCAGCUCCCCGUCCCGCGUCCGUCUCCUCUACAGUGGCGGUGGCCGUCCAUCCUCCUAUGCUGGGCAACCUCACCUCCAGCAUCACCCCCACACCCACUCCCUCCCCCACCCCCACCACCUCUCGCCCGGGGGCCAGAUGGCGGCCCACCACCACCCGCAGCAGCAUCACCCCCAGCAGCUCCAACCCCAGCACCACCAUCUCCAGCACCAUGCCCAGGCUAGCUUCUCCCCCAGUGCCAUCCUGGAGCGGAGGGACGUGAAGCCCGAUGAGGAGGUCCACGGUAUUGGCUCCAGAAGCAUGGUGCUCCUGCGGGGCGAUGGAGGGGGGAUCUAUGCCGACCCCUAUUCCCUGGGCCAGGAAGGGGGUCGGCUUAGUCUGGCUGGCCCCCACUCUCCCCUACCCCCGAGGGGGGAUCCCUAUGGCUCUCUCUACCGGCGAGGAGGAGGUGGUGGUGGAGGGUUGGGACCCGGCUCUGUGCGCUCCCUCACUUCCUACUCGGCGGCGGCUCUGCAGGGAGAGCUGAUGGACAGCGGCAUCCUAUACAGGCCUGGAGGCCCGCUGUAUAAUGAUGCUGCCUACGCCGCGUCCAUGUUGGCCAUGGGUUUCCGGGUGCCACCCCCCUCGUCCCCGCAGAAGAUCCCUGACAUGAGGGACUCGUAUUCGGGCACCUUGCCCGGCCGGGGCUCCCCUGGGAGGCAGACCCUGCGAAGGGACUCGGUGUCCUCCUCCGUGUUUGGGGAAAGUGCCAAAGCUAGGGGUCAGGGGUCAGGGUUGGGGUCAGAUCAGCUGUGUCUGAUGGCUGGACCUGGAGGGGAGGGCGGUGGUUUCAGUUCAGCACCAGGUUUUAGUUCACCUCUACCAGGCAACGAGACCGAGACCAGGGGGCGCAUGGAGGUCAUGGAGAAACAGAUAGCCAGUCUGACUGGUCUACUGCAGACAGUUCUGACCAGGGGACCAGAGGCAGAUAGCCCGGAUAAGAUCGAGACGUCCAGUGACUGCUCGGGAACAGACACUCUGACGCCAUCGGCUCCGUUGGCCCUGAUGCCGCCCCCGCCCACAGGGUCCGCCCAGUCACUGACGGUGUCACGGCUGCAGAUGCAGAACCACCUGCAUGGCCUGCAGCAGAACACCAGCAAGCUGCGCAUACAGCUGUCCCAGCUGCGCGACAUCCAGUUGGAGAACCAGGACUCAGUGCAGUCCCUGCUGAGGCAGACAGAGUCGGAGCUGAGCCUGAUGAUGCUGGACGCCAUGCGGACCCAGGAGGACCCUCUGCAGAGGCAGCGUCUCUUAGUGGAGGAGGAGAGACUCAAGUACCUCAACCAGGAAGAGCUGCUCAUCCAGCAGCUGCAUGAUCUGGAGAAGUCAGUGGAGGAACUCCAGAGGAACUCGUCAGUCAACCAUGGCCUGGUGACAGAGAAGGACGUGGAGCAGAAGAGCAUGGAGCUCAGGUCUUUGGGAGAGACGCUCACAGAGCUCAAGAACCAGUUCCCCAGUCUGCAGAGUAAGAUGCGGGUGGUGUUGAGGGUGGAGGUGGAGGCUGUCAAGUUCCUGAAGGAGGAACCACACAGACUGGACACACUGCUGAAACGCUGUAACACUAUGACCGACACACUGACCACACUACGGAGUGUAUUGUAUACCACCUGUACGUACAGAAAAGUGACCGAGGGCCUGUGGAAGGGCCAGGACGACAUCUGCAGCCAGUCAGCCAAGCGAACUGAGGACACAGGAAAGAACUCGGACCUCGACAUCCUGACCAGUCCACCGCUCAGCCUCAAUGACCUGGGUGGCAGUGCCAGCCUUGCCAACUGGAUGCCCAUAUCAGGCAGUGACCCGGACACCUCGGGGCCUGAGCAGGAUCCCCACCCUACAGCCAGCUACAGAAGCCGGGUCCUGGAUGAGCUGCCGAGCCGCCGCGGUGCUGACAAAUCAGUGUCCGUGGAGGUCAGACUGGCUGCAGAGCGGGACUGGGAGGAGAAGCGGGCCAGUCUGACCCAGUUCAGUGCCCAGGACAUCAACCGUCUGCUGGAGGAGACGCAAGCUGAGCUGAUGAAGGCCAUCCCAGACCUGGACUUCGCUGCCAGGCAGAUCAACAAGCCCGUGGUGCCCCCCAAACCCCACCCCAAACCUCAGUUUACCACCCCUGUCACUACCUCCACCAGCGCCUUCACCACCUCUAGUACCCUCACUACUACCAGUACUGAGCACCAGCCCAACAAGGUCCAGAUCACUGCCCUGAAGCUGGAAGGGGGCUCACGUCGCGGAUCUGCGGAGAUGACCGUAACCAGGUAUCGCACUGAGAAACCCUCUAAGUCGCCGCCUCCGCCCCCUCCUCGCCGCAGCUUCCCAUCAGCCCAUGGGCUCACCACCAAUCGCACUGGAGAAGUGACCGUCACCACCAAGAAGAAGCUGGAGCCAGAAGACGGAGAGGCCCCGAAGACUCUAGUCAAGCUGAGAAGGACACCGUCUGACACGCCUCGCCCCGCCUCCACUCCCCCCGUCAUCGCCGCCUCAGCGAUUAAAGAUGAAGACUAUGACGAGCGGAUCAUUGCGGAACUAGAGAAUGCCAGCAACUCACCAGGGGCAUCCAAGGGACCUCAGUCGACUGUAGCGGCCAGACUGAAGCACCUCCAGCAGGGCAGCCUGGAGAGGCCCAAGACCAGGAAGCAGAGAGAGGACUUCCCCAAGAUCCAGGGCCAACAGCAGGUAUUCCACUUCUAGAUGGCCCCUCCUCAGAGGAGUUUUCCUCCUCAGAACAGUGUGGCCUCCUGUGACAUUGACAACUACCCCCUCUCACAGCUGUCUGGGGCAACUACUGGGCUAUUUCAAGACUAUACUGGGAUACAAUAUGUUAUCAGUGGACACUGUAAGGUGAUGAAAAAAGGGGUGGGCUCAUCUGAAAUGUUUUGACUUUGAGCUGUGCCAAGUGGUUGGAUUCUAAGUGGAUUGUGUACAGAGCGUGCUCUUUCCCUUUGGCUGACAUUGAUGUUUUUGAGGAGACUAAGGUGGUGGGGAUAUUGUACCCUAAAUGAGCUGAGUGACACCUAAAACUGUACUCCUUGAUAAUGCCACGGAAUAGUUUUACAUCUCAAUGUUGAACAGUGUUAAUUUUGUCAGCUAUUUUAGAUGUAGUUUUCAUCUUACUUAGUCUUUUGACUAAAAUACUUUUUAUUUUUAGUCCCAUUUUAGUUAUUUCAUCCUUCGUAGUUUUAGUUAUUAACAGUCAACAAAAACUCUGGACAUUUUUUGUCUAGUCACUGUCAUUUUAGUCACAUUUCAAUCUGUGAAUUUUUUUUCUCCGUUAAAUCAUUCAUAUUUACCUCCAACAUUCAUGUCCACAUUCAGAUAGCCUUGUCCAACUAGACUUACUGUCCCCUCAUACUGCUGGCAACAUUGCUAUUGUGGCAGAUUGUACCAUAUAGGCAACAAAGCCUUGGCUUCAGGUUAAACAAUUUAGACCUACAACUCUAAUGUUCUACCCGUCAUAAGGUUCUGAUGGGGAAACAACAGUGAUUCUCGUAAAACAGGAAUCUGAACUUUCCGACAAUGCCAGAAUUAUUACUGGGCCCCUAAUAUUCAGAAAAUCGCAUUAGUAGUUCCAGUUGGGAAAGAGCAACGGUAUUUGCCGAUCGCGAGAGAGGCAACAUAGAUGAAUAACAGAUCACAUGGUACUAGAGCUUCUGAUGUGAUCAAAGCAAACAUAUCCUAUAUGAAAGUAAGAGAGAGUAAACAUUCUGGGUGCAAUUGAAGUGUUCUGGCUAUGCAUCAGUUCAAAAGAUAGAUGCGUGACUGAAGUGACCGCCUGGUAGCUGUGUGUGUGGAAGAGCAGGGCAGAUCAACUCAACCAGCCAGCACAACUGAAAGAUCAAUGAGAGGAUUGCAUUAAAUUCUGCAAAGACAUGCAUGCUUAUUAUUGGACAAAGCAGAUUACAGGGAGAUCAAAAGAAGCCUUCGUGUCAAAUUGAAAGGCUAUUAGUCUGAUGUGGAAUUCUCAUCUCGUUACCUUAUCUUCAACCUAUAUGAAAAGUCAUUUGUGACAGUUAUCUGGGUUUUUCCAGGACAUCUCCUUUCGUCAUCGUCAUUGGUUUUUCGUCUGGAAAAAUAGGUAGUUGACUAACAUUUUUUGUCAUAGUUAUUUAUUGCUGAAGAAGUUAACCCUGACUUCGAACCACUGACCUUUCUCCGAGCACAUUAUGAUCCUACAGUACCACUGUUCUCUAGCGCUGCUUCCUUUCCUCAAAUCACUGAAUCAUUCUGUCUCCAGCUGAGUCAUUUAAAACCACAGUCCAAAAGUGAGAGGGUCAGGAGAAAAAGUAGUUAUUGUCAGAAUAUUUGUUUCUCAGUGGAGAUGAAUGUGGAAAAGGUAGGAUAAGAAAAGAAAGAAAGACAGAGAGAAAGAAAGACGAAUGGAAAGAGAAAGACAGACAGAGUGAAGAAGCAAAGUAGAACACACCUCCAAUGCUUCUCUGGAGCAAAUAAGACUGAAGCCCUCCUUUCUGAAGCCCCAGUCGUAUCUGGUUCAGCAGGCACUCCAACCCAGUAGGCUAAGCUGAGUGGCCCUGUCCCACCUCAGCCCACACUGUCCCUCUCAAAGGACCUUCAGGCAGCUCUCAAAGUCAGGUAGAGAUAACACAGCCAGCCACUUUGUCCCAGCUCGCACUCGUCCUGAGCUAGUCACCCCAAUCCUCUCAUUACCCUAACGGUGAUAAUCCACACUCCAUUAGCUAACUCCAAGAUAGAGGCCACUUCAUUAACUCUAAGAAACAGGGCCCUUCAUGUGGUGCUCUUUAGGCCUUAGGGGGUCUAUUCACAGGUUAUUGAAGUUCAAAAGGCUGACUUUCAGAGUGAAAAACACCCAGAUUUUGCCAUGGUUCAACUGGGCUGGAUUGAUGCACCUGUACAUGCAUCUUUGAUCAGAUCUUUAAGUUUUGUACCUUAUGUGGGGAGAAUGCAUCUCAUCCACCACCAAAGGUGUAAUAGCAUCCAUUUUGGUGAAGCACAAUGUUUUAGCCAGAGCACAAACCAUACCUCACUGUUUGGGGUGAAAGUGAAAGGAGUCAGACACCAUUUGGUUAUCAUACAAGUACAGAAGAUGACAUCGCAGAGAGGUCAGUGCUCUUCACAACAAGGCCCAUUAGCGAAUAGAGUAGUUAGCACACGGCUAACAGGGGUGACCACAUUUAAAAUAGCCAAAUGUGGGACAACAAGACUAUUUUGUGGGACAUUUGCGGGACAGUGUAGCCCCCCCCACAGAAAUCCCCUUCCCGCUCAUGCUGUAGUUCACAUUUUUUUAAACAAAUAUUGUCACAAGAAUAUUUGAUAUUUUUAAAACCCUCAAACACUAAGUUAGGCAUACCUAAUUUAGACAUGCCUAAUUUCAAAAUAGGCCAUGGCAUCAUCACUGUCAAUCAUGACUGAUAAUUCUUCACGUUUUACUAUUGAAAUGUCCAGACUGUGUCUUCAUGCCAAUCAUUUGAUCUCAAUCCGUUUAAUGGGAAUAUGCAUUUCGAUCUUCUUGAAUUACUGUUUCGUGAGCAAAUUAGAGCAGAAGGUGUUAACAAACUAUAUAGCAUUCCUGUAUUUUGUUUCAAUCAAAGCACAUUCUGCCUAGUGGCGAACGCUGUUGAGUUUUGACCGCGUGAUAACAUUUGUUUUGCUAUUCAGCUAGCCAUCCUAAAAUCUCAUAAGAAAUUAGGUGGUGUUUUUGGUGUAACAGUAAGGUUAUACUUAAGUCAUAAUGCCCGAGAAGCCGAUGUUUGGAGGAUAUAUUGGCACUUUGUGUUGUCGAGGGCCGGCAAACCGUGUCAAUAUCAAAUCCCAUUUUAUUGGUCACAUACACAUAUUUAGCAAAUGAUUAGAUAUAUCUAAUCAUAUCUAACAAUUCACAACAAUACACACAAAUCUAAAAGUAAAA